Candidula unifasciata is the source of this 1266-nucleotide messenger RNA. NCBI's taxonomy places the organism in Eukaryota, Metazoa, Mollusca, Gastropoda, Stylommatophora, Geomitridae. The record is from the annotation of a GenBank genome assembly.
AUGGAAGAUUCAAACUUAUUUUUUACCGACACAAGCCCGGAGAGUCUAGAAAUGGACCGAGAUGACAAACCACCUUUCCGUCAACCACAGUUAGAAAGCCUGAGCCAUAAAUUACAGGCCCACUACAAAAGGAGGUUUGGCAGCUCUAAAGUUGAGGUGCCACCAAAUCCUCUACCCCCAGAGUUGUUUGGCAGGAUAGCCCUGCCACUGUUCCUGCUGACAGUGUUUUCCAGUCUUAAGCUGACACUGUUCGACAUCAUACCUCUGUUGUAUGCAGGACAGGAUGGAGCCGUGUUCUUGCAGCGGUGCCUGUGUUGUUUCUUGUUCAUGGAAAUCAUGAUCAACUGGCUGGGCAUUCGAUAUGUGGAUUCUUCAUACCAGAAAUAUAUCAAAACAGAUGCCAACUUUCCAUCUGCUGAACAGAAUUUUGCUAAUGAAAAAAUGUAUCUGGAAAAAGAAGCGGAAAGUGUUAACCAGUGGAUGAUUGAACAGAAUGAACAGGUUAACAGUCGAUCUAUUGCUGACCUUAUCUCUGUUUCAGAGAACAGUAAAGUUAAUUUGUUGUUACAGCAAGAAAAGAAAAAUAGACCAGAGACACACUUAGACAUCAUAAAUUUAAUGACACCCAAACCGGUCAUAAAAAGAAUUGGUAAAACUGUAACAGAGUCUUAUCCUUACUGGUCUUGGGUUCCAUGCUAUGCAUGCCGACGCACUCGGCCACCUAGAUGUCAUCACUGCCCAUUAUGUAAAACAUGUAUUCUUAAACGAAACCAUCAUUGUUUUUUUGCUGGUUCGUGCAUCGGCUACCGCAACCAUCGUUUCUUUAUUGUGUUUCUGUUCUGGGCAUUGAUUGGCUGUGUUUAUGCUACACUUCAUGUUAUUACAUACAUAUCACUGGAACUCUGGUCGCAAAUGUCAUACUCUGACAUUUUCUUUCCUGUGGCAGUUAUAAGAUGGAUAUUCGGAUACUUAUCUUUCCACACGCUUUUAUUAAUGAUAACAGUAACAUUUCUUAUCAUGUUUAUUUUUAUCACCACAGGUUAUCUUUUUUCUGAGUUUAGAAAUAUCUCUCAGGGGUUAACUACAUUUGAAAAGUUGUGCUUGAAACGUUCACUAGAAAUAAGGGAUACCAGAAGAUUAAACCAGAAAAUCAGAGCCAUAUUUGGCAGAUAUUGGCUUUUGAAUUUUGUAUUUCCCACUCAUUUCUUUCUGAAACCAGAGGAAGACCCCAUUUAUUGGCCUCACAUUCAAAUUAUAAAACACUGA